This is a messenger RNA of Gallus gallus (chicken), 1610 nucleotides long. RefSeq names its product centromere protein K (gene CENPK). Lineage: Eukaryota; Metazoa; Chordata; Aves; Galliformes; Phasianidae. Gene Ontology annotation, biological process: mitotic sister chromatid segregation; kinetochore assembly. The transcript has 10 exons. Gene Ontology annotation, cellular component: nucleus. The coding region runs from base 282 to 1064 and encodes 260 amino acids. The record is from RefSeq and is marked validated.
AGGAGCGAGCGGGCUGCGCUGAGGUGGCGGCGACGGGCGGUGGCGCCGCGGUAACGAACGGGCGGACGGGCGGGCGGACGGCGGUGGCGGCGGUCUUGGGGACUGCGGCUCCUUGCGUCGGUCCCGGGGGAGGCCCUGGUCUCGCUGGCGAGAUUCAGCCGCUGGAGGUGCGGCCUUUGGGCCCGGAGGGCCGCUGAGGAGGGACGAGCCGGACCCUGCGACCGCCUGAGAGGGCUGAGCCCGGGCCCGCUGUGCGAGGUGCUGAAAAAUUACCAGAAAUCAUGAGUGACUCAGUUUGCCCUAUAGAUGCCAAGGAAGAACUCUUGCGUGAAUGUGAGAAUAUUUGGAAGGAGAUGGAAAAGUGUCAGAGCAAGCUAACACUUCUAGCAGCAGAACCAGUGCCAGAAUCAGAUGCCAAGGUUUCCUUGUUACUGACACGAAUGCAGGCUUUAAGAGCAGAGUAUCAUCAGUGGCAAAAAAGAAAUCCUGAAUUAAUUUCUACUAAUCCAGAGGUAUUGCUGUUAUUAGGAGAAGAAGAGUUGCAGAAAGUAAAGAAAGAACUUGAAAUGGUGCUGUCAGCAGUUCAGUUAAAGAAUGAAAAGCUGAAAGAAGAUCUGGAAAGAGAACAGCAGUGGCAUGACGAACAGGUGCAAAUACUAAACGCUUUUAAAGAAAUUGAAGAAGAAAUGAAAAAAGAAGUCGUAACAGAUUCUGAAAAAAGAGUAUUUCAAGAACUGAAAAACCAAAUGUUGGAGUUAAAGGAAUAUAAGAAAAAACUCAUGAAUGCUUUGGGUGAGUUCCUAGAAGAACAUUUUCCCCUUCCAGAGAAAAAUGGAAAUGCUAAAAAGAAGAGGUACUCUGAAGAGCCACCUGAACAAGUGAUAACAAUACAUGAAAUUUUAGAGAUUCUGUUGAAUCAGUUAAUGUCCACACCACACGAACCCUAUGUAACAGUUGAUGACUCAUUUUGGCCACCUUAUCUGGAGCUGCUACUGCGAAGUGGAAUUGUCCUCAGACAUCCAGAAGAUCCAAACAGGAUACGUCUAGAAGCUUUUCACGAGUAGUGUGAUCUACAUGUUUACUUUUAAAACAAAUCACUACUACUUAUGGGAAGCCAUACUUAUGUAUCUGCUGGAAAUUGCUGGGAAAAGGCUCGGUGGUGUCCCAUAUGAGAACUUCACAACUCUUUGAGGAUGGAGGGGGAGUGAGAACAGUUUAAUGUUGAGUUCUAGCAUAAUUGCCUUUUUCAGCUAUACUGACUAUGCAUAAUUAUAGGUCCUGGUAGGUGUUGUCCAGAAACACUGACUUUUGUUUUUAACUGCUUGCUAAAUGCCCUCCAUUCAAAGACUGGCUGUAGUGUCUGACUUUCAUACACAUUUAGUUGCUUUUUUUUUUUCCUCCUUAAUUAUUCACCUUAAUUAUUCAGGGUUUUAUAGAAUGGUCUUUUUUGUUUGUUUUUAAAUAUUUUGUAUUUUGCUAUCCUUUACACAUAUAUUAUUCAUAAAAUCUUUUGAGGUGGGAAGUAUCUUUAAAAGUCAUCAAUCUCGGGUUCUUCACUGAUCUCCUGUGAUAGUGUAAAUUCAAGAAUAAAAAGUAUUAACCACCAUCUA